AUGAAGCUGGUGCCCAGUGGAGCCCUCACAUGCCCGCUGAAGCUAGUCCUGGUGCCUGUUGCUGUGAUAGGAUGCGGGAAGACAACCACCGCGUUGACGUUACAAGGAGCCUUGCGGGAACAUGUAGGCGUUGUUAUCAACGAUGAGGUUCCCCAAGGAAGGAAGUCCAACAAGUUGUUUGUGCAGCGGUGCUUGGAUAUGCUGGCUAGUGAGAAUAAGUCUAUUGUUGUCCUGGAUAGAAACAACCACCUAGAACGAGAGCGAGAACAGAUAUUUCGAGACUUCGAGGAACUCAAUACCGGGAGCCAUAAACUGGGUAACGUCAGGUUUGUAUGUCUGGACUUCCUUGGUGGUAAAUCACCAAGAUCUAAGGACAUAUGGGGGAUAACAACGAGGAGAGUCAGCCGUAGAGGCGAUAACCACCAAUCGAUCAAGGCUAUAUCAGAUGGUGAUCAAUAUGUGAAGAAGAUAAUGGGAGGGUUUGUUUCGAGGUUUCAGAGAGUCGAUGUGAAAAGAGAACCCGAUCACUUCUUCGACCUGGUGAUUAGACUCAAUGUGACCAGUGAUUCAAAUUCUUCUCUACAAAAUGCAAUAGAGAUAUAUGGAAAGGUGAAGGAAAAGUACCCAGAGGUGGAGUUACCUCAGUGCGACGACGAACAAUGGCGUCGUAGUUUCCAACAAGCACUAGAUUUCAAGCCAACAUUCUCUAAAAACAUGAAGAAGAGGAAAGUCACAGGAGAAGAAACGAAUGGAAGUUCCAGAUCUAAGUCAACCAAGAGGGAUAUCAUCCAAAUGCUAAGGACUAGGAAAGAGAGACAUCGAUAA
Williopsis jadinii is the source of this 825-nucleotide messenger RNA. RefSeq lists its product as uncharacterized. The record is from RefSeq and is a predicted model, not a curated record. Gene Ontology annotation, biological process: tRNA splicing, via endonucleolytic cleavage and ligation. The transcript has a single exon. Lineage: Eukaryota; Fungi; Ascomycota; Saccharomycetes; Phaffomycetales; Wickerhamomycetaceae. Gene Ontology annotation, molecular function: RNA ligase (ATP) activity; ATP binding. Bases 1 to 825 code for a protein of 274 amino acids. Gene Ontology annotation, cellular component: nuclear inner membrane.